UCUGUUUCACACAUAAUGGUGUUGAUUCUCUGUAUAUCUGCAUCUGGAUCUGCACUUCUGCUCUGCUGCCUGAUCUACUGCAGAUAUCAAAAUGGGUUCACUGUGACAUAUUCUCGAAAUACACAUGUUGGCCUGCAAUCUUCAGUGGUUCUGAACUUUUAUAGUGUUAAACCUUUACAAGUGAGGGAUCUGAAGGUGAAAUGGAAAAGAAAAGACACAAAGACUCUGGUUCAUCUGUAUCAAGAUGGAGAGAGUAGACUGCAGCAGGAUUAUCAUGAAAGAGUUAAUUUCUUUACUGAUCAGAUUCAACAUGGAAACUUCUCCCUCCGUCUGGACAAUGUGAAAGAAGAAGAUGCAGGAGAGUACACAUGUAAAGUUUACAGUCAGCAGAGAUGUGUGUUUUCAACUCAGUUUACUUUGGAAAAGGAUUCUGUUGUCUCUUCAUAUUUAAAUGCAAAUGUUUCUUCUGCUCCUCUGGUUGCUCCUCUGGGAUCUUCAGUGAUUUUGCCCUGUUUUUGUGCCAAACGUUUGCUAUCAAAGGAUCUGAAAGUGGAAUGGAGGAGAACAGACUCCGAGUCCCUGGUUCAUCUGUAUCAAGAUUGUGCGAGUCAAGCAGAGGGCCAGCAGCAGGAUUAUCGGGAUAGAGCUCAUUUCUUUAACUGGAUCAGGGAUCUUAGUAUGGAAACCUCCCUCCGUCUGGACAAUCUGAGAGCUGAAGAUGAGGGACGAUACAUAUGUAAAGUUUACAAUAAACAAAGAUCUGUGUUUUCAACUCAAACAAGUUUGGUACCGAGACUACUUGAUUCAUUCCUACAUCUUCAUCUCUUUCUAGUCGUCUGUCCAAAUAUGAUCAUGUUCUUUGCAUUUGUCUUCUGGGGUGUUUCUGAAGGAUCUGUGAAUGAGUCGGUGUGUUGUUGUGCUCUUUAUUUUCUGAGGCCUUUCUUGUUGCUUUGGGCGGCUCCAUUUAUUAAAAAAUUGUUUGCAGUCAAGAUUAAAACAUGGAUUCAGAAAUACAGUUAUGUGGUAGAAUAUGCUGUUUUCUCGGUUAUUGUUUAUUCAGCUCUUUUUGCAACAGCUUGGGAAAAGUUUCUAAAUUAUGCUGUAUUUAAUAAAGUCAUCAUAAUAGUCCUGUUUGCAAUUGUGUUUGUGUGCUGCCUCUGCAAAAGCAUUUACAUUUUAGUUACAAUGGUUGGAAAGAAGAGUGGAUGGAUAGUAAAAAUAUUUGACGUCGUGGCUGAUAUGACCUUUGAAAUUCUGCCGACUGUACAAUUCAUCCUUCUGUUAUUCAGGGUUCAGAUCAACACAUUCUUCUCUAAUGCCAUUGGUUUGGAGAAACAGGGUAAAGUGAUCUGA
Molecule: messenger RNA, 1353 nt
Organism: Cyprinus carpio (common carp)
Lineage: Eukaryota; Metazoa; Chordata; Actinopteri; Cypriniformes; Cyprinidae
Exons: 10
Coding region: 16-1353 (445 amino acids)
Source: RefSeq, a predicted model, not a curated record